Molecule: messenger RNA, 780 nt
Organism: Phoenix dactylifera (date palm)
Lineage: Eukaryota; Viridiplantae; Streptophyta; Magnoliopsida; Arecales; Arecaceae
Source: RefSeq, a predicted model, not a curated record
ACUUUGGAGAAACAUUAUGAAAGGCUUUUACGUUCUGAUCAUCGGCUACUUACGUUGAGUCAGAAAGUUUUGCAAGCCAUGAUUCUCAGUUUUUGAAACCGUUAAUAGCGACAUGCAAGAUAUGUGCAUGCUCCAACCAAAAUUUCCACCUAUUUCAAAUCAACCAUCCAGCAACUGGUGUCCACCUCAUCUGAAUCAUAUUGACAAUCAAGGGAGUGCUCCUACUCACAUGUGGACCUUUGAAUCUCAUGAUCCAGCAGUUGGUGCCAACCAUCCACUUUCACUGCUGACACCAACACCCAGAGUUAUACAAAUGAAUUCGCCAAGUUCAGUCAUGGAGUGCCUACCAACUAUGAAUCAAGGUGCAAGUUCUUUGAAUCCAAUGACAUCCUACUUGGAUUCUACCCUGAACAGAAUGACUCAGCUUUGCAAUCAAGACAUUCAAAGUUUGAGAAGGGUCGAUGACAUAAGCGAGCGACAAAUCCAACAACUACCCUGGGACACCUGCGCGACUCCAGCUCCUAAUUUUCUUCCUGGGCGAGUCUCUGCUAAUACCUUAUUAACUCAUACAGCUGAACAGAAAAUUUCCAUGUCCCGAGACAAGGUCAAUCACUCGAGGAGCAUUUAAUGAGCGAGUCAGAUGAUCUGGAUGCAUUUGCUGCUGAUGACUCUAGGCUUCUUUCUUCAGUAAAAUCUAUUGGGUCAGUCAUUUACUAAGAAGCACCACCAGAUUCACAACCGCAAUCCUCAAAUGAACUGGAUGAUGGUAACCAAAACACC